AGUCGGUCUCAGCUCCCGGACCCUGGUGGAUCAGAUCACAUUCUCCUUCUGUCGAGCCCAGGCAUCAACCCACCGCUUCAAGGACUCCCUGCCCGGCGCCGCUGGACCGAUACGAGGACGACCGGAAACCAGCUGCUCUCCCUCAGGCGCAGCAUCAUUUCCAUCUAAGUGUCAUCCAUGAGAUUCUUCAGGCUAUCCUUCAAGUGCUUCGUCGACUGCUUCUGAAUCUGCUCCUGUCAUCGGCUCAUCUGACCGCGUUGCUUUGUGAACAGCGUUUUUUCUCCCCCCCCUCCGUCUCCGUCUCCUGGCCGAGCUGAGGGGAUCCAACGUGCGAUAAAAAAAAACAGACUGCGAUUGUUUUUUUGUGUUUUUCAAUCUAAAGAAGAGAGAAAAAAAAAAAUAACAAACUCAGAAAAAAAAAACAACAACAAAAAACAACAAACAACAAAAAAAGACAAGCUGAGAUCUGCAUAGCUGCUCCGGUGUGAGUGCCUGCGCCCUGUCACCAGCCAGGCACGUUCAUACAAACUUCCACCAGGCCCCUCUGACUCGAAACCACCAGCCUCAUCUGAAAAAGGAGAGAAACAGUUUUUUCCAUCCGACAACAUGUCACCUGAGUUGGAGGAGAACAGCCAAGGUGAAAUCAGUCUCCCCCAGCUCGAGGCAGGGACCCUGUCUGAGGAGGAAAGUGGGGGGUCAGCUCGCCCCCUGGUGCCCGUGCCUGGAGCGGGGCCAGGGUGUGGUGAGGGCGGACGGGCUGGCACACCGCAGGCCCAGGACGUGGCUGUACCCGGGACCGGGAACGGGGUGGCAGUGCCGGUGGUGGAGAGAGAAACUUGGACCAGACAGAUGGACUUCAUCAUGUCCUGCGUGGGUUUUGCAGUUGGCUUGGGCAACGUGUGGAGGUUCCCUUAUCUCUGCUACAAGAACGGAGGAGGUGUUUUCCUGAUCCCCUACUUGAUCAUCGUGUUCAUCGGGGGCAUCCCGGUCUUCUUCCUGGAGAUAGCACUGGGACAGUUCAUGAAGAAAGGAGGGGUCUCUGCCUGGAACAUUGCACCUCUCUUCAAAGGUCUGGGCUUGGCCUCGAUGGUGAUCGUGUUCUUCUGUAACACCUACUACAUCAUGAUUCUGGUGUGGGGCCUCUACUUUCUCUUACACUCCUUCACCAACCCCCUGCCCUGGGCCACCUGUGGACAUCCCUGGAACACGGCCAACUGCACACAGGACUUCCGGCGCGCUUGCUACAACCGCAGUGUACAGCUUUCAUCUGCUGACACCCCCUUCAACGUUGUCUCCUCUACCCCCCCACUGAACCUGUCCUCAGCCCUGCUCCUUUUCAACGGCAGCUGCGCGGAGCACGAAGGCAUGCGCUCCCCUGUCAUCGAGUUCUGGGAGCGUAAAGUGCUGCGUCUGUCGGAUGGGCUGCACCAGCCCGGGGACAUCAGCUAUGAGAUGGUGCUCUGUCUCAUAGCCGUCUGGAUCAUCGUUUACUUCUGCAUGUGGAAAGGUGUUAAAUCUACUGGCAAGGUUGUGUACUUCACCGCUCUGUUCCCAUACCUGGUCCUGGUUGUUCUCCUGGCCCACGGAAUUACAUUACCUGGAGCUUUAGAUGGGAUAAUUUACUACCUGAAACCCAACUGGUCCAAACUCGGAGAAGCACAGGUGUGGAUCGAUGCCGGCACUCAGAUCUUCUUCUCCUAUGCCAUCGGACUGGGUGCCCUGACCGCACUGGGCAGCUACAACCGAUUCCAUAACAACUGUUACCAGGAUGCAUUCGUCCUGGCCUUCAUUAACAGUGGAACCAGUUUCUUUGCAGGCUUUGUGGUGUUCUCUGUGCUGGGCUUCAUGGCUGCAGAGCAAGGCGUGGACAUCAGUAAGGUAGCAGAGAGUGGUCCAGGCCUGGCCUUUAUUGCCUACCCCAAGGCUGUGACUCUGAUGCCUCUGGCGCCGCUCUGGGCUGCACUUUUCUUCUUCAUGUUGCUCAUACUGGGCUUGGACAGCCAGUUUGUCGGGGUAGAAGGUUUGAUAACAGGAAUCAUGGACAUGCUGCCCCCUAAAUCUGCCCUGGGCUCUCUGCGACGAGAGGUGGUGGCGGCCAUCUGCUGCUUCAUCUGCUUCCUCAUCGACAUGUCGAUGGUCACAGAGGGAGGGAUGUAUGUCUUCCAGCUGUUUGACUACUACUCUGCCAGUGGCAUCACUCUGCUGUGGCAGGCCUUCUGGGAGUGUGUGGUGAUUGCAUGGGUCUAUGGCGCAGACCGUUUCAUGGAUGACGUGGCUCGUAUGAUCGGCUACCAGCCCCUACCUUACAUGAAGUGGUGCUGGUCCUACAUCACGCCUGUCGUCUGUGUGGGUGUGUUCCUGUUCCACGUGGUGAACUACAAGCCCCUGACCUACAACUCGACGUAUACAUACCCCUUGUGGGGUGAAGUAAUCGGCUGGUUAUUGGCUCUGUCCUCAAUGCUCUGUAUCCCUGUCACUGUUCUCUUCAAACUGCUGCGCUGCAAAGGAUCUUUUCGGGAGAGGUGGAAGCACCUUACCACCCCAGUUUGGGGCAGACAUCACCUGGAGUACCUGGCCCCAGAGAGCGAGGCCAAACUGCUGCCCCCUGCUGGAACCAAGAAUCAGCUUCUCUUUGAGAGUGUCAUCUGACGACCUGAGCCCGACAGAGAGAACACAGAUCCAAGGUCGCCCUUGACAUCAGCACGCACAGACACAAACAUGCAGACGACCCCACACGCAUGCACACCACACUGGCCCAGUCAGAGCAAAGUGCAGAUUAAUCACGCAGCCCACAGUUUGGAAGGUAUGGAAAGGCCCUGGACAAUUGGACCAAAGAUUAGAUGGGAGAAGAACUGAAACCCACCCGCAAGAAUACAGUCCUCACAGGCUGAUGUUCCGUCUGCUCUGCUUUCUGACUCUACCUCGCUGAUUCUCCCCUCUCUCUCUGUCCCCUGCCUUUGUGCUGUUCCGUCCCGUCUUGUUCCGUGAGUGCGAUAUGUCCAGUGUAGUUGCGAUAUCUUCCCCUCGCUGCGCCUCUGUGUUUAAGUUCAACAGCCUCCCAACCUGUCAUGUCAUUUUACUGUGAGUGAGCAGAAACGUAAAAAAAAAAAUUCUAGAGAAACUUUCUAAAUGAAAGACCUCACAUUCGCUGCUGAUAUGCCAUGGUCUGAAUGUGUGUGUGAGUGUGUGAGUAAGAAAGAGUGUGUGUUGGACUGUGGCAGUAAGUGUCUUCAUUUACAUGUAGCGUUGUGUUUGCCCAUCAUUGUUUCCUGCCAAGUGUACUCUCUUCGUGAACAGCUUCCAUUUGUAAGAAACAAAAGAAAACAAUCAAAAAGAGAAAAAUGCAUCACCACUUCCAGCUGUGUGUUUUGAACUAACUUAUCCAGUGUAUUGUGGGGUCUGUGAAUCAGUGUUAACAAUAUUCGGAGGGGGGGGUGACGAUCAAUAUUUCCAUCAGAAGAGACGGAGAGAAAGUUCAGAUCGAAUUGUGCACAGCGCAGGAGACGGGGAUGUGGGGAGGGGCAAGAGUCUUGGUGAAAGGAAAGAAGCAAUAAAUGACCAGAUUAAGAUGGACACACUGUGUUUUUGUGAAUCUUUAUUUACACAAAACAAUGUGCAGAAUUUACAUUAGAUAUCUUACACAUGUAUAAAAAAUAAAUUCCAAAGAGACAUUUGACGGAUAAAUAUUGAUAAAGCGUUACACUGGCAGUGUUAUCAGUCUGUGGACACAGUGUUGAGCAGCAGGCACAAGUAAAUGUGUUUCUGUUUCAGCCCUUGUUCACAUUGGAGUAGGAUGUCUGUGAAACAUACUGUAGACGCAGCUUCUGCACGAAGACCAUUUAUUUAUUGUAGUGAGAAACUGCAUAAUUGCAAAAGAAAGCAAUUGAAUACAUUUCCUGAAAGUCAAAAUACAAAACUUUUCAAGGCCUGACGCAGAUAUUCUUGGAUGGGACAACCCUAAUCAUUGAAAUACAUAUGUAACAUGUACUGUGUACUGUCUAUUACGAUACACUGUUCCGCAAAUGCAAGAGAGUUAUGAUAGAUGAUGAGACAAGACUGCAUUCCCAAAAAUAGAAGAAUCAGACGUGUGAUUACUGACUGUAAAUACACCCACACUGUGGACACCUAUUACACCAUAUCUGCACUUCAGCUCCUUGCAGCCGUUUGGAAACGAAUGGGUGGUAAUAACAGGAUUAAGGCCCCCCCUCCCCUCCUCAUCCCAGAGGGCACAGUCUUGUCCUAUAAAUUUCAAAUAUUUACAUCCUAUUAAUUUGUGUUAGAUGACACAUGGGUUUCCCUUACAAACAGAACAUGAGGGCCAACUGUAUAGAUCCCAGAAAACCCACACAGCGCACUGACAGACUGACACAUCGUGGUGCGUCUGUUCACAACAACACCUCUCAAAUAUGAGUCCCCCCCCCCACACAGUCAACCUUUCACUCACUCUCUCACACCGGCUAUAAAUACAGACUCUUAUUCGUCUGUUACAUUCUCCCACUCAUCCCCCCGCCCCUCCUCUGUGGGGGGACCACAGAGUGAGAGAGGGAGAGAGAGAGAGAGCUACGAUGACGUAUUGCUGGCUAUCUCAUUAAGCGAUAUCAUAAAAAGCCCGUUGCCACAGUAACGGCUCCCUGGAUUUCCAUGGCAACCGGCCGCCAUGUCAAGGUGGUGCAUUCACCCCCAUUGAAGGGGGAGGAGACAGUGACGACCAAUAGUGAGGAGUGGACCACAGCGGAGGAGGGGGAGGAUGGCGAGAGUUGGAACAGUCUGACCCCUGUUGGUUACAUCGGGGUGCUGCAGGGAACGUCCUGGGGAAAAAAGACGGGGAAGAUUCAAGGCUAGGAAGAGGGGGCAUUUCAGAAUAUGAGCCAGCGAUGAUAAUUGAGUGAAGCUGAAGGAUCUAAGAAAUGUUAAUGAACAUUCACGGCGAUGAACGUACAAGUACAAAGUCUUUCAGCCCCAGCUUCUUGAGAAUGUGCAGCACGGCAUCAUGGACUGUGACAAACAACCUGCUCUUCGGGAUGGACUCUGAGAAGAAGCCUGCAGUAUCCAGCUGAUCCACAACACAGGCUACACAGAGGGGAAAGCAGGCGUGACAGUGAGAGACCAUGAGAGGGAAAGCAUUUUUAUGAUUGUAGAGAUCAAUAUUUAUGUUUGAGUGACAUGUCAGGCAGGGAACAGUGUGGCGCCACGGAGGCUGAGACCUUGACGCAUUCACUAUCUAGAGCUCCAGUGAUUUGACUCUGCAUUAGGGUCCUUAACUUUGUCUCUGUUUUGUCUGGUGUUCCACUCACCUUGACAUCCCGCGAGAUAAAUGUUUAUAUUAAUCUCCCCGAAGUCCCUGAAAAUCUGGGAGAAAAAGAUAGACAUUACUUUGUUUGUCUUCUGUCUAAAGUUGAACCUGUGUGCGCCCAUUCCAAACAAAAUGUCAGAUCAUGUCACCACCGACAACAAAAACACACAUUUUUCAAUGUAUUUGUAGUGACUGUGUCCACAAAGCCGGUUGACGAUAUGUCCAAGAUGAUGCUGUGGACAUCUGAUCCGCAGGUCCCCUCCUUCUCCUCAUCACCAUAGUGCGGUUCCUCGUAGAUGUUUUCAUCACCGUGGCAACCCGUGUCUAAAUCUGAGUCAUGUUGGUAAGCCGAGUUUACUUGUCCUUUACUAAGGCCAUUUGUAGAGGUUACGGCUGCACUGUUCCCCUGACUCAGUCCUGCAGAGACUUUGCCCUCAGUCAACUCUGUCAAAGAGAUGGCGAGAUUGGACAUGUCUCUGACCGCUUUUUGCUUCUGCUAGGUUGAAAAAGAGGGAACAACAAUUAGGGAACACAUCAGAUGGAUUUUUAUAAGCUUUUGCUUUCAUUUCAGAUGGAUGAAAGUGUCCGUGAACAUGUUAUUUGUAUUGUACUUGUGUCUUUUCCUCUGUUUUCGCUUUUGCUUCCGCUUUCUCCUUUUUAGACUUCAGCGCUGCAUCUCGCUUCUUCUUUGCCCCCACCAGCUUACUGAUUUCAAUUCCAGUCUGCACAAAAAGCCCGAUCACCACAUUAAAGAGAGAAAAGAGAGGGUGAGAUGAGUGGGUGGGAUAAUGAAAGCAAUUAAAGGUGCCGUAGAUGGGACAAGGAUUUACAUCUUGUAAUCAAACGCACAGCAGCACACCAACAUCCACCAACAUUCAUGGAGCCUCACACACAAACCUUCCCUUGCAGGGCCUCCAGGUACAUCUCAGCAUUUGUGUAGCAGAUAGUCGUAGAUGAGCGGAAGAUUUUUAUUCCUGGAAUCUCUUCAGUCUGCGGGGAGACAUCAUGAGGCAAAAGAGUUCAGAUCAUCACACCUGGUUCUGCUUUGGCAAUUUCUACCUCCCCAGGUGGUUGUUUUUGUACCACUGAUGAUCUAACUAUCAACAGUGCUCAUCUAAAAGGGACGGUUCAACCAAAUUUCUGAAAAACAUUUGUAAUGUUAGUCUCCAGUAUUUCUGAUGUUUUUGCUUUUGUUUGCCUAAUUACUGAAAUGUUAGCAUCCGGAAAAACUACAUCUUCUCACCUCACUUCUCCCGAGCUGACGAAAGGGACAUGGGUGAAACUAAAAAGUCGAAGUGUAUGUCAAAUAUGUUUGUUUUUUUCAUUUUAGGUAGUUUUUACAAGACCUAUAAGUGUUCAUGUUUUUGAUAAGUUUGGUUAUUUGAUGCUAACCUCGCUAACUUCAUCCCCUGAUCGCUACUGGGCAAACUCUGGCUCCAAAAGUACAAGAUGGCGGCAUUUCAGAAUAGAGGGUGGAAGUUGUCCAGCUUUAUACACACUCUAUGGUGGUAACAUUUGCUAGUUGGCACUAAACACAGAGUACAGCUGAGCCCAAUGGGAAGAACUGUAGUUUUGCAGAUAUUUUGUCAUAAACUAUUGUACAAAUGUUUAUUUUGGAUGUUAUUAAAUGAAAUCUUAAGGGCUCACAUUACAAUUCAUUCUGACUGGGACAAACUAUGACAGUUUGUCCUUUAGUACUGGAGACCUUUCAUUUUAAGACUACAAGUACGGAAAAUAAACUAGUUUGUGCCCUC
This is a messenger RNA of Limanda limanda (common dab), 7047 nucleotides long. RefSeq names its product sodium- and chloride-dependent creatine transporter 1. Gene Ontology annotation, biological process: sodium ion transmembrane transport. NCBI's taxonomy places the organism in Eukaryota, Metazoa, Chordata, Actinopteri, Pleuronectiformes, Pleuronectidae. Bases 607 to 2649 code for a protein of 680 amino acids. The transcript has 14 exons. Gene Ontology annotation, cellular component: membrane. The record is from RefSeq and is a predicted model, not a curated record.